Molecule: messenger RNA, 1134 nt
Organism: Vitis riparia (riverbank grape)
Lineage: Eukaryota; Viridiplantae; Streptophyta; Magnoliopsida; Vitales; Vitaceae
Product: GTP-binding protein SAR1A
Exons: 3
Coding region: 212-793 (193 amino acids)
Biological process (GO): intracellular protein transport; endoplasmic reticulum to Golgi vesicle-mediated transport; membrane organization
Cellular component (GO): endoplasmic reticulum exit site; COPII vesicle coat
Molecular function (GO): GTP binding; GTPase activity
Source: RefSeq, a predicted model, not a curated record
UCAAAACCCAGGGCGGUGAAAAUUUUCUUGUUUAUUUUCCUUCGUUUUCUCGGCUGCCUCUGUAUUUUUUUCGCUAUUUUCCGUCAAAUCAAACGGUCGGAAUCUCCGCCUCCGGUGGGAUUUUCCGGCGAGUUCGUCGAUAAGUUUGUGGUUUUCGGCUUAAUUCCGGUGAAUUGGCCGCGUUUUGAGUCGCGAAUCUUGUCGGAACACCAUGUUUCUUUUCGAUUGGUUCUAUGGACUUCUCGCAUCUUUGGGGCUAUGGCAAAAAGAGGCGAAGAUCUUAUUUUUAGGGCUUGAUAAUGCGGGAAAAACGACGUUGCUUCAUAUGCUGAAAGAUGAGAGAUUAGUUCAGCAUCAACCAACGCAGCACCCGACGUCCGAGGAAUUGAGUAUUGGGAAAAUUAAGUUUAAAGCCUUUGAUUUGGGUGGGCAUCAGAUCGCUCGAAGAGUUUGGAAGGAUUAUUAUGCCAAGGUGGAUGCUGUGGUGUACCUGGUCGAUGCGUAUGACAAGGAAAGAUUUGCUGAGUCAAAGAGGGAGUUGGAUGCCCUCCUUUCUGAUGAGUCACUGGCAAAUGUUCCAUUUCUCAUUCUGGGAAACAAGAUAGACAUACCCUAUGCUGCCUCUGAGGAUGAGUUGCGUUACCACCUGGGCCUGACCAACUUCACGACUGGUAAGGGUAAGGUUAAUCUGGUAGACUCAAAUGUCCGCCCUCUCGAGGUGUUCAUGUGCAGCAUUGUUCGCAAAAUGGGAUACGGUGAAGGUUUCAAGUGGGUCUCUCAGUACAUCAAGUAGGAGAAGGAAUGAAUAGACUACUAGCAAACGCACCCUGGUUACCUGAUGGUAAUUUUCCUGCCCACUGCGGCAGUCUCUUCAUUUUGAACUGCUGUUGCAGGUAUUUAAUCACUAGUUGCUUUGUAGAGUGAAUAUGUCAGACUUUGAUACCAGCCUUUACUUCAUUUUAGCUUCAACAGACUUUCUGUGUUCCUAUUCUUUUGGUACGGAUAGGUAAGCUGUUUUUUGGUUUUACUGUUUGUUUGGGUAAUUAAUUUGCUGAACAAAUAAAUGGAUUGAGGUUAUAAUGAUUAAUGAGGCUGUAAUAUGUAGUCUACUGAGGACAUCCUCUUUUUUCCUUU